Molecule: messenger RNA, 963 nt
Organism: Naegleria fowleri
Lineage: Eukaryota; Heterolobosea; Eutetramitea; Acrasida; Naegleriidae
Exons: 1
Coding region: 1-963 (320 amino acids)
Source: RefSeq, a predicted model, not a curated record
AUGUUAAAUUAUCCCAUCGAACAUGGUAUUGUGACGAAUUGGGAGGAUAUGGAAAAGAUUUGGCAUCACACUUUUUACUAUGAAUUGAGAGUUGCUCCUGAAGAUCAACCCAUCUUGUUGACCGAAUGUCCAUUGAAUCCAAAAGUCAAACGUGAAAAGAUGACACAAAUCAUGUUUGAAACAUUUUCAGUUCCAGCCAUGUAUGUGGCCAUCCAAGCUGUCUUGUCCUUGUAUGCUUCUGGUCGUACGACUGGUGUGGUUUUUGACAGUGGUGAAGGUGUCUCUCAUUCGGUUCCAAUCUAUGAAGGCUAUGCAUUGCAACAUGCUGUUUCAAGAUUGGAUUUGGCAGGUAGAGAGUUGACAGAUGUUUUACAAAAAAUUCUGAUGGAACGUGGUUAUUCCUUUCAUACAAGUGCAGAGAGAGAAAUUGUGAGAGACAUUAAGGAAAAAUUGUGUUAUGUGGCAUUGGAUGUUGAUGCAGAAAUGAAGAAGACAACAUCAUCAUCCAUGAAUGGAAUGGAUUCUUCUUCUGUAAUGAGCAUUGAAAAGCCUUAUGAAUUGCCAGAUGGUACGAUCAUUUGCAUUGGAAAUGAGAGGUUUCGAUGUCCUGAUGCCUUAUUUCAACCAUGUUUCAUUGGAAUCGAUAGUGCAGGUUUGCAUGAAACUAUUUUCAACUCGAUUGGAAAAUGUGAUCUUGACAUUCGAAAGGAUUUAUAUGGACAUGUGGUCCUGUCAGGUGGUUCGACCAUGUUUCAAGGAAUUGCUGAACGAUUGAAACAAGAAUUGACUCAAUUGGCUCGUGUUUCGAUGAGAAUUCAUGUUGUGGCUCCACCUGAAAGAAAGUAUUUUGUUUGGAUUGGUGGUUCCAUUUUGGCCUCUUCUUCUUCCUUCCAAUCCAUGUGGAUCACUAAGGAAGAAUAUCAGGAGGCUGGUCGAGGAAUUGUUCAUCGAAAGUGUUUCUAA